AUGAGCGCUCAUCGACUCGCGCUCAAUCAUUUCCUUCGAAGCAGUCCACGCAUUGUCACAACACCCCAUCCAUCAACAACUCUACUCGAUAGUGAAGACGAGUUGAAGAAUGGACAACAAGGGCCACUUUUCGAAGCCGCUCUUCCCUAUGUACAAUUUGUGCGCAAUGUGCCAUUAAGCAUUGAUGUUUCACCAUUGUCACCGAUUCAUCUGCUGGGCACAAGUCAAGAGGAUAGCUCGGCGAGCAGCCAAACAAGCCCCACAUUCAUCGCUGGCGUGCAAACGGAGGCGGCUAUCACCGCAUUUGCCACGAGUGACGACGAGGCGACUUUCACUCAAAAAUGGGAGCUAGCCAAUUCUAUGGGAGAAAUCGAUUUCGACAACAAGAAAUACCCAGAGGCAUUUGUACAAUUUAAAAAAGCGGCUAAGAAUGGUUGUGUGCAGGCGAUGACAAACCUUGCACAUUGCUAUAUGGAGGGUCACGGAUGCAAAAAGAGUCAAACUCGGGCUUUUCUCUGGUGGGAGAGUGCGAUGAAAGGAGGCGAUGUAGAGGCACAGUAUCAAAUAGCUUUGUGCUAUAUUCGAGGUGAAGGUACUCAAAAAAGCAAGAACUUUGGGCAGAAGCUGAUGAACAAAGCAGCAAACAGCGGACAUAGUCAGGCGUCUCUUUACAUGGCGUUAUUGCUUCUCCGUGAUGAAAGCCUUCAAAUGGAAUCAACAUUUGCCGCUAAUGUGACACGUUUCGUGCGUCAAGCGUUAGAAGACGAAGAAUGCGAGGAACGUCUUCGUGAAUUAUCGAAAUGCUCGGAGAUUCCCCUAGCUGCUCGUCUUGUCCUUCACGAAGCUCUCCGUCAUGAU
Molecule: messenger RNA, 858 nt
Organism: Mesorhabditis belari
Lineage: Eukaryota; Metazoa; Nematoda; Chromadorea; Rhabditida; Rhabditidae
Source: the annotation of a GenBank genome assembly